GGGGGAAUGGCGUGGAGGGAGGCUCUCCUACUAUUUCCAGGACGACAGCUGCUGGAAGGCAAAGAGGAUGCCAGGAAGAGAAUUCCAGACAAGUGAGAGUGGAAAGAGGCAUUAAAAUGGAAAGCAGAUCCAGCCAGCAGUGAAAGUAUUUUCCACUUCCUCUGGCAGAUGACCGACAAGAGAGAGAAUAACAGGAAGAAAGUUUUGGGCUGAACUCAAGCAAACACUCCUGAAAAAGGUCAGGAGGGAUCAUUUCCAGAUUUACAAAAAGGGGAAAUAUUCUGGAAAUCACUGGGGCGGAAGGUGUCACUUGAGUAGGCAUAUAAGACAGGCAGCCAUGGAAGCUUCCCCCUGCCAAGAAAGAAAGAGUAGCUUGAAUCAAAGAAAACCAUAUGGAUGUCCAGGCUGUGGGAAAACUUUCAGCCGGAAUUCUCACCUGAUGAAACACCAGAGGACUCACAAAGGAGAGAAACCAUAUAGGUGUCAGGAUUGUGGGAAAAGAUUCAGGCAUAAUUCCCAGCUGGUGAUACAUCUGAGGACUCACACAGGAGAGAAACCCUAUAAAUGUGCAGAUUGUGGGAAAGGCUUCAGUAAUAAUUCCAACCUGAUCGUACACCAGAGGAGUCACACAGGAGAGAAACCAUAUGAGUGUACAGAUUGUGGGAAACGUUUCAGUCAUAGUUCCAACCUGAUGAUACACCAGAGGACUCACACAAGGGAAAAACUAUUGGAGUGUCGGGAUUGUGGGAAAAGUUUCAAUCAGCAUUCUGACUUUGUGACACACCGGAGGACUCACACAGGAGAGAAACCAUAUAAGUGUUCCGAUUGUGGGAAAGUUUUCAGUCAUAAUUCUGACCUUCUGAACCACCAGAAGAGUCAUACUGGAGAGAUCCCAUACAAGUGUCUGGACUGUGGGAAAGGUUUCAUUCGGAAUUCUGCCCUGCUAAUGCACCAGAGGAUUCACACUGGGGAGAAACCGUACAAGUGUCCAAAUUGUGGUAAAUGUUUCAGUUGGAAUUCUAGGCUUGUGAUGCACCAGAUGACUCACACAGGGGAGAAACCAUAUAAGUGUCCAGAUUGUGGGAAAGAGUUCAGUCAUAAAUCCAACCUGAUGAUACACCAGAGGACGCACACAGGGGAGAAACUAUACAAGUGUCUGGACUGUGAGAAAUCUUUCAGUUCAAAAUCUGGCCUGGUGAUACACCAGAGGAUUCACACAGGGGAGAAACCAUAUGUGUGUCAGGAUUGUGGGAAAAGUUUCAGUGUUAAUUCCAACCUUGUGAGACACAAGAGGACUCACACGGGAGAGAAACCAUAUAAGUGUGCAGAUUGUGGAAAAUAUUUUCGUUGGAAAUGUGUUCUGGUGACACACCAGAGGACUCACUCAGGGGAGAAACCAUAUCAAUGUCUGGAUUGUGGAAAACGUUUCAGUCAGUAUUGCGUCCUUGUGACACACCAGAGGACUCACACAGGGGAGAAACCAUAUGAGUGUCCGGACUGUGGGAAAGGUUUCAGUGCUAGGUCUAUCUUGAUAAAUCAUGUAGGUAUACAUACAGGGGAGAAACCUUUCAAAUGCACAGAGUGCAGACAAUGCUUCUCGCAAACCUCCUCCCUUAUUAAACACAAGAAAAUCCACAUGAGGCAGAAGGUGAUGAGUGAAGAGAAGCUUGGGAAACACGCUACUCUAGUGAUAGAAAAAAGGCCUGAAAUGGGGGAGAAGUCUUUUGGGUGUUCUGAUUGUGGGAAAACUUUCAGUAGGAAUUCUCACCUCGUGAUACACCAAAGGAUGCACACAGGAGAGAAGCCCUAUGAGUGUCCAGAUUGCGAAAAACAUUUCAGUCAGAAUUCCCACCUGGUGACACACCAGAGGACUCACACAAGGGAGAAAAUGUAUGAGUGUCCAGAUUGUGGGAAAGAUUUCAGUCAUAACUCCAACCUGGUGAUACACCAGAGGACUCAUACAGGGGAGAAACCCUAUGAGUGUCCAGACUGUGGGAAAGGUUUCAGUCAUAAUUCCAACCUUGUGAAACACCAGAGGACUCACACUGGGGAGAAACCAUAUGUAUGUCCAGAUUGUGGGAAAGGCUUCAGUCAGAAAUCCCAUCUUGUUAAACACCUGAGGAUUCACACUCGGGAGAAACGGUACGAGUGUCCCCAUUGUGAGAAACGUUUCUUCUGUAAUUCCAACCUGAAGAUACACCAGAGGACUCACACAGGAGAGAAGCCAUAUGAGUGUCCAGAUUGUGGGAAAGGUUUCAGUCUGAAUUCAAGUCUUGUUAAACACCUGAGGGUUCACACUCAGGAGAAACGGUACAAAUGUCCUGAUUGUAGGAAAAGUUUCAGUCAUAAUUCUGACCUUGUGAAACACCUGAGGAUUCACAGAGGAGAGAAACCCUUUGAAUGUCCUGAUUGUGGGAAAGCUUUCAGUCAUAAUUCCAAUCUUGUGAAACACCAAAGGAUUCACACAGGUGAUAAGCCAUAUAAGUGUCUGAACUGUGGAAAAUGUUUCAGUUGGUAUUCUGGCCUGGUGAUACACCAGAGGACUCACACAGGGGAGAAACCAUAUGAGUGUCCAGACUGUGGGAAAGGUUUCAGUACUAGAACUAACCUUAUAAAUCAUGUAGGUUUACACACAGGUGAGAAACCUUUUAAGUGCCCAGAGUGUGGACGGUGCUUCUCACAAAAUUCCUCCCUUACUGUACACAAGAAAAUCCACAUGAGCCUGAAGAUAAUGAGUAAAGAGAAGAUCCCACCACUCCUACUAAAACAAAAAAGGACUGAAAUGGGGAAGAAAUCAUAUGGGUGUUCUGAUUGUGGGAAAACUUUCAAUCGGAAUUCUCAUCUUGUGCAACACCAGAGGACCCACACAGGAGAGAAACCUUAUGAGUGUCCAGAUUGUGGGAAAGGCUUCAGUCAGAAUUCCCACCUGGUGACACACCAGAGGAUUCACACAGGAGAGAAACCGUAUGAGUGUCAGGAUUGUGGGAAAAAAUUCAGUGAUAAUUCCAAUUUUGUGAUACACCAGAAGACUCACAGAGGAGAGAAACCGUAUGUGUGUCCAGAUUGUGGGAGAGGUUUCUUUUGCAAUUCCCAUUUGAUGAAACACCUGAGGACUCACACAGGAGAGAAACCAUAUGAGUGUCCCGAUUGUGAGAAAGUUUUCAGUCAUAAUUCUGACCUCCUGAACCACCAGAAGAAUCAUACUGGAGAGAUACCAUACAAGUGUCUGGACUGUGGGAAAGGUUUCAUUCGGAAUUCUGCCCUGCUAAUGCACCAGAGGAUUCACACUGGGGAGAAACCGUACAAGUGUCCAGAUUGUGCUAAAUGUUUCAGUUGGAAUUCUAGCCUUGUGAUGCAUCAGAGGACUCACACAGGGGAGAAACCAUAUGAGUGUCCGGACUGUGGGAAAGGUUUCAGUGCUAGGUCUAUCUUGAUCAAUCAUGUAGGUUUACAUACAGGGGAGAAGCCUUUCAAAUGCCCAGAUUGUGGAAAGUGCUUCUCACAAACGGCCUCCCUUAAUAAGCAUAAAAAAAUCCACAUGAGGCAGAAGGUAAUGAGUGAAGAGAAAUCUUGAAUUUCUUUUCUGAGCUGCCUUUGCAAAUGUAGCUGAGAAAUUAUUUAAUUUCUGGUCUCAUUCAGUUUAGUGAAACAUGUUUCAGUGUUAGGCAUGAGGGAGGAGAGAAAAGAAAUGAAAAUGGGAAAUGUUAGCUUGAUCAAGGUUAACUACUUGCGUCUGGCUAUCAGCAGAACGUAGUGGAUAUUCUCUUGUGAAAAAAUAGUACAAUUGCUGCAAAAAGGAUUGGGGGUUAUAGUUUUUGCAUGUUUAACAACAAGAGUUCAUAGAAAAGCAACAUACAGAGUUUCAGAAAUCUGCAGAUGCUAAAAAAUAAAAGAUAGGAGCUCUCUGACUUACUGAUUUAGCUGCUCAAAUGUGAGAUGAUCAGAGAGGAGAGGUAAAGAGAAUUCAGAGUUCAUUCUUAAAAACAUUUUCAGUGCAAGAAGAAUCCCUGUUCAGUUUGUGCAGAGUGAAAGAAGAACAGUGAAGCACACAAUGGAGAACACAUGAGGGAGGUUUGGGGCAGUGAGAAAAGCACAAAAAUUUCACAUGUAAAGAUUGUUGAACAUGAUAUGCAGACACUAUUGGAAUAUUAUAGAGCAGUGGUGGCGAACCUAUGGCACGGGUGCCAGAGGCGGCACUCGGAGCCCUCUCUGUGGGCACACGUACCGUGCCCUGGAGAUAGCGAGGGACUGGACCCCACCACCUUGGCCCUUCCCACCCAGUCUGCCAUGACCACCCAGCACCCGGUGAUAAAUAAAUGGGUUUUGGGUUGCAGUUUGGGCACUGGGUCUCUAAAAGAUUCGCCAUCACUGUUAUAGAGGAAAAAAGGGAUGUGAGUUUUGAGCGUAGGUUCUCCAGGUUUCCUAGCAACUCUUGCUAUGAUCUUCUUUGCUUUGAGGUGCCUCUUGUUAGCCUUUGAAUUCUGGUAGGUGAUAGCAGUGGAAGGUGAUACAUUUUUGCUGAGUUUACUUGACAUCAAAUAAAUCAAGGAUUGUUCAUUUCAGUAACACAAUUCUGGUUAUAAUAGCACUCCCAGUGACUCUGGACACAUAAACAAUGGAGCACUUGCUUCUCCAGUGACUGUAUUACAGAGACAUUUGUACCAGGUUCAUCUCUCCUGUACUGCAUAAACUACUGUUCUCUUAGUUCCAUUUAGACUUCUGCUUUUUAAUAUACUCUGUCAUUUAUGUCUUUUGUUUUUUAGUAUACUUAUUAUUUUUUAGACUUUGAUUACUUUCUAUAGUUUUUAGCUAAGUACACCCUAUGUUUGUUAGGCUGGUACUUCGCUAUAAUAAAGAUUUUAAAUUGUAAAAUAA
Molecule: messenger RNA, 4875 nt
Organism: Crotalus tigris (Tiger rattlesnake)
Lineage: Eukaryota; Metazoa; Chordata; Lepidosauria; Squamata; Viperidae
Product: zinc finger protein 208-like
Exons: 4
Coding region: 338-3574 (1078 amino acids)
Biological process (GO): regulation of transcription by RNA polymerase II
Cellular component (GO): nucleus
Molecular function (GO): DNA-binding transcription factor activity, RNA polymerase II-specific; RNA polymerase II transcription regulatory region sequence-specific DNA binding
Source: RefSeq, a predicted model, not a curated record